GCAAGGGCGGAGCGCCAACUCCAGCGGGAAGACAGAGACCGCGACGCGCGGGGGAGCGCGCGGGAGCAAGGAAGAAAGCAGAGCACCCCGUACGCAGCGCCACGGCACGCGCAAGUUGGGGGCCCCCAGGACCCAACCGAGCGGCCAGGGCAGCGGAGCGAGCCGGGAGGAGGCGCCCAGGCAGUUUUCUUCUCGUCCGGAGGCCCCGCUCGCUUCGCUUUUUGAGCCUGAAUUUCUGACUCGAUUCCCGCCCUUGCGGGGCGGCGCCUCCCGGACCGCGCGGCCGCGCCGGGGGGUCCGGGAUGGCGCGUUGGCUCUCCUCAGGGAUGUGGGCAGGGUGCUAGGCUGGGUGAGUCGUGACAGCAGAAGGUCUGGACCCCCAACUCAGCCCGCUGAGACCCCCACACCACUCCACCUGCAGUCUUCGCCAUGGCAGCCCAGAAUGGAAACACUAGUUUUGCGCCCAGCUUCAAUCCAGCUCAAGACCAUACCUCCCCCCUCCCCUUCAACUUUAGCUACGGUGACUACGACCUCCCUCUGGAUGAGGAUGAGGACAUGACCAAGACCCGGACCUUCUUCGCUGCCAAGAUCGUCAUCGGUGUGGCACUGGCAGGCAUCAUGCUGGUCUGCGGCGUUGGCAACUUCGUCUUUAUUGCUGCCCUCGCCCGCUAUAAGAAGCUACGCAACCUCACCAACCUGCUCAUCGCCAACCUGGCCAUCUCCGACUUCCUGGUGGCCAUCAUCUGCUGCCCCUUCGAGAUGGACUACUACGUGGUGCGCCAGCUCUCCUGGGAGCACGGCCACGUGCUCUGUGCCUCUGUCAACUACCUGCGGACCGUCUCCCUCUACGUCUCCACCAAUGCCCUGCUGGCCAUCGCUAUCGACAGAUAUCUCGCCAUCGUUCACCCCUUGAAACCUCGGAUGAACUAUCAAACGGCCUCCUACCUGAUCGCUUUGGUCUGGGUGGUGUCCAUCCUCAUCGCCAUCCCGUCGGCCUACUUCACCACGGAGACGGUCCUGUUCAUCGUCAAAAACCAGGAGAAGAUCUUCUGCGGCCAGAUCUGGCCGGUGGACCAGCAGCUCUACUACAGGUCCUACUUCCUGUUCAUCUUCGGCGUGGAGUUCGUGGGCCCCGUGGUGACCAUGACCCUGUGCUACGCCAGGGUCUCCCGCGAGCUCUGGUUCAAGGCGGUGCCGGGCUUCCAGACGGAGCAGAUCCGGAAGCGGCUGCGCUGCCGCAGGAGGACGGUGCUGGUGCUCAUGUGCAUCCUCACGGCCUACGUGCUGUGCUGGGCGCCCUUCUACGGCUUCACCAUCGUGCGCGACUUCUUCCCCGCCGUGUUCGUCAAGGAGAAGCACUACCUCACGGCCUUCUACGUGGUCGAGUGCAUCGCCAUGAGCAACAGCAUGAUCAACACCGUGUGCUUCGUGACGGUCAAGAACAACACCGUGAAGUACUUCAAGAGGAUGAUGCAGCUCCGCUGGCGGCCCGCGCACCACGGGAGCAAGUCCAGCGCCGACCUGGACCUCAAAACCAGCGGCACGCCGGCCACGGAAGAGGUGGACUGUAUCAGGCUGAAAUAAAUCAGGCUGCCCGGACGCCAGAGCUCUGCGCGUAAUCCGCCGGUAGGCAAGUUAACGCUGGGCUGGCUGCCCGGGGAAGGACCGCUGUGUUCCACGCCUCACGCCCUCGAGGGGCUGGAGGCCGCCCGGUCCGCACAGGCAGUGAGACUCGAGACAGGUAGCAGCAGCUGAGAUUGACUGAACACCUACUGUGUGCUGGCCGCACCAAGGAGAUCCGACAAGGCCCCCGUUACCUACUGUGGGCCAAAAUUAAACAAGACAAAAUGGCCAAAGCUGUUGGAAUCACCAAGCUAGGGCCAGUCAGGGGCCUCAGAUGGUUAUCUCCACUCACUCUCCAUCUCCCUGCCCGCAUUCUGCAUCUCAUCAGGGCAGGAACAUCAGAAGUCUAUAGAAUAAACCACUCAGCCAUGACCAAACGUAAAGAGUUCGUCAGAGUGUGGGGUUUAUAGCCUCGUGGGAAGAGGGUUCAUGCCAUCCCAUUGAACUUUCCCACUCAGUUCCUGCUACCUCCCUAAAGAUAUUCUCUAGGAUUCUGGCUGCGAGAAAAACAGUUUUCUCGUAACCAGGCCAUUGGUUAUCUACAAUGGUGUAAUUUCAAAGGAAAGGACCAAAAAAAUCUCUUUUCCACUGACUCUUGCAAGCUCGUCAUUCUUUUGGGUGAAGACAUGCAGACCUGAAAUGAGGAACACACCCAGUCCCUGACACCUUAGUGUAAAGGGUUUCAGGGCUUGUAAGGUCUGGGAGGAAGGGGACAGAGAAAGGGAUGGAGCUUGCCAUUGGCGAUGACCACAAUCUAUGUGGCGAAGGUCUGGGUCACUUUCUAGGACAAAUCUCUUUUGAGAACAAACGAAAUGAGCUCUACGUGGAAAGGAAAGGCCUGGGUUCAAGUCUUAAUUCUAAGAUUUAUGUGACUGGCUGCUUAUUCUCUCUGCUUCUUCGUUUUGCUUCAGCCAAACAAGGGUGGGAUAAAAACACUUGUGCUGUCUCCCUUACAGGACUCUUGGGAGUGCCCACAGGGGCCAUACGUGGUGGAAGUGCUUUUUAGCUCUACCAGUGAUAAGAAUGAAGAAGUGAUAUUGAACAGUUUGGAUAAGGGAAACCCCAUCCACUGUAACUUAAUGCGAACAAACGUUCCCAAUUUUUCAUUCCUGUUUUUCGGACCAGAGACCCCUGAACUCUUCACAGUGCAACCUAUCCCCUGGGGCAAAAAAAAGGAACCCCUGUCCUGGUUAAAACGUGGAAGAUUUAACCUCAGAAUUUCAGGGACACCUGCCCCUCCCCCCCAACCUCCUCAGAAGUGUUGACAAUCUUCCCUGCAUGUUAAGCAGCACAGGCCUGGGCUGCAUAUGUUUGUAUUAUUAUACAUCCGUGGUGAUUGUGUAUACAUGUUUUCAGUUCUUCCUUGGUCCUUCUGAAGCAGAGACUACUAAUGGCCCGUGGUUUGGGAUUGACCCAUCCGCAUUGGGAUAACUCCUACUUUUCUCUAGAGAAAGGGUUUUUUUGGGUUAUUUGCUUGUUUGUUUCUUAAUUAAUGGUUUGUGUACCCAACAGUGAAGCUUCAGUCAACAUUUUCAUUUUCUUCCAUCACCACCCAGCACACUCACCUUCAGCCCAAUCACUGUACCUCAGAAAACGCAAACUGACUUUAAUAUUAGCUUCAACCAAAUGGUUUGUAAAUUCUGUGUUUACAAAAAUUACAUAAUGCAUUCUAAAGCCAAGCAACUAAGUAUUUGGAGUUAUCUGCUUUUCUUACAGAUACAACUGUGCUUUGAUUUAUUACCCCCAUCCUGACUCUUCUCCUAAUUAAAAGAUUUUUUUAAGAGUAGACUGGGCACCAGUUGUGUCUGACAAAAGAAUUCAGACCCUUUUUCCUUUUUAUCCUAAAAUGUACCAUCCUCCUUUAAUUUAAAUUUAACUGAAACAGCUUUUGUAAAUAUCAGUGCGUAUUUGUGAUUUUCCAGUGAAUAAGUGUUAUGUUGCUAUCCAAUUAAAUAAUCAACAUAUGGAAUCUUAACCACAGUGUUCAAAUGUUUUCCCCACUAAUCUUUUAUGUAUGUUCAUAUAUUUAGAUAUAAACAGUUCAUAUGUUUAGAUAUAAACAGUUCAUAUGUUUAGAUAUAAACCUAAACCGUUCAACCCUGAAACAGAGAAGAAACUUGUUGAAGGCUAUUUAGAACAGUGGCAGCUCAUGCCAGCAUCCAGCCUCCCGUUGGUUACAUGCAUGCAAAAACUACUCCGUGCCUGUGUUACCCCCUCGUUUUCAAAUCAUCUUGUUUGUGUAAUGUAUAUUGCUGUUUGCAUGGAGAUUGUCCAUUCACCUAACUGGUGUUAAAGUAAUAAUUAAUUGCAUUUGUAUUUACUCUGUUCUUCUCAAGACGAAUUGAUGAUAAGUUUAAGAGACUUUUAAUGAGGGGCGCCUGGGUGGCUCAGUUGGUUAAGCGACUGCCUUCGGCUCGGGUCAUGAUCCUGGAGUCCCGGGAUCGGGUCCCGCAUCGGGCUCCCUGCUCGGCGGGGAGUCUGCUUCUCCCUCUGCCCUCUUCCCUCUCGUGCUCUCUGUCUCUCAUUCUCUCUCUCUCAAAUAAAUAAAUAAAAUCUUUAAAAAAAAAAAAAGAGACUUUUAAUGAGCUCAGCUAUGUCAACAUUUAUACAUACUGUCAUAUAUUGAAAAUUUAAACCAGGUCCAUUUCUUUGGCCAGAAAAAGAGAAAAGAUGGCUUUGUGAUGAAGCUAUUAGAGGUUUUUCUUUCAGCAUCCAAUAUCCAAAUAAGUUGAUUCUCAA
Mirounga angustirostris (Northern elephant seal) is the source of this 4362-nucleotide messenger RNA. RefSeq names its product prokineticin receptor 2 (gene PROKR2). The record is from RefSeq and is a predicted model, not a curated record. Gene Ontology annotation, biological process: neuropeptide signaling pathway. Gene Ontology annotation, cellular component: plasma membrane. Bases 430 to 1584 code for a protein of 384 amino acids. Lineage: Eukaryota; Metazoa; Chordata; Mammalia; Carnivora; Phocidae. Gene Ontology annotation, molecular function: neuropeptide Y receptor activity. The transcript is spliced from 4 exons.